Histoplasma capsulatum G186AR is the source of this 720-nucleotide messenger RNA. RefSeq lists its product as uncharacterized. The record is from RefSeq and is a predicted model, not a curated record. The transcript has a single exon. Lineage: Eukaryota; Fungi; Ascomycota; Eurotiomycetes; Onygenales; Ajellomycetaceae. The coding region runs from base 1 to 720 and encodes 239 amino acids.
AUGAAGCUCUCUGUCGUCUCCGCCGCAUUUGCCCUUGCUGGCUCCGCCAUUGCCGCGCCAACUCCCCUUGUCCCAGGGCUCCCCCAACUUCCAGGCAUCGGGUCGCUGCCCUCCGUCGAUGGAAUUCCUGAUGCCCUCGUCGGCCAGCUUGUCCCUUCAGUCACCAGGAGUAUCGGUGCCGCCGGUUUGGGAUCACUUUUGGGUCCUCUCCAGGGCCUUCUGGGUGGAGCGUUGGGCGGACUUCCUAUUCCACUGAAGGCCCGCCAGGAUGCAGAGUCCGAGAUCAACGGCUUGAGCCCUGAGCAAUCUGCGCAAAUGAUCCAGUCCAUCAAUGAAAUCGCAUCAGCCCUCCAGGUUGAUAAGGCCGUCAACGGCAAACUACCCGAGGUCCAUGGUUUCUCGAAGGAGAAACAGGAGCAGCUUCUGGGAGCCUUCAAGGCCCUCGUUUCCCAGCUUGCCCCCUUGGCCAAGAACGGCCUGAAGGACAUUGCCCCCAAACUUGAUGCACUUAAUAUCCCAGUUCAGGGCCUUACCACCCGUGAUCCUCUGCUUGAGAGCCUCCCAAUCGUUGGCGGCCUCCUCAGUGGUGGCACUAGUAGCAUCCUCAGCGUCGUCGCUGGCCCCCUCAGCAUCCUCACCCAGGUUCUCGGUAUGACCGGAGUCGCACCACUUCUUGGACCCGUCCUCUCCACCAUCAGCGGACUUGGCCUUCCUCUUUAA